Paramecium tetraurelia is the source of this 1464-nucleotide messenger RNA. RefSeq lists its product as uncharacterized. Gene Ontology annotation, cellular component: peroxisome. Gene Ontology annotation, molecular function: serine-type endopeptidase activity. The record is from RefSeq and is a predicted model, not a curated record. Gene Ontology annotation, biological process: protein processing. The transcript is spliced from 2 exons. Lineage: Eukaryota; Ciliophora; Oligohymenophorea; Peniculida; Parameciidae.
AUGGAUAAUUGCUGUGGAAUUAUGAUGAUGCAGUCAUCACAUCCUUCAUUUAUAGAUCAGUAUAAAAAUAUGGUGGUUACAACUCAGGUUGCAGAAUCUAUAUUUCAUUCACAAUCAUGCUCCUUUCACCCACUUACAUAAAAUCAUACUUUAAUCUUAACUUCUGGGUAUUUAUUAGCUAAAUUUGCUGAGGAUAUUAAUACUUUUGAUACUGAUUAAAUCAAAAAGCAUGUAAAAUUUGGUUUACUAAAGGAACAAAAUAAAUUUGUUGAAUUAAAUCUUCUAUGCUUAACUUAUGAAAAAUCAAUUGUUGAUUGUUUAAAUCAGUUUGAUAUUGAUAGGCAUGUUGGAUAUGUCUUAUAUUUAGAGAUGCUGAAUUCAAAAGAAACUUUAAUAAUACCUAAAUAUAUUGAUGGUCCCCUCAAAGAAGGUCAAUAAUUGAUAUCAAUUAGUUCUCCAUUUGCAAUAUAAGGUUAAGAAAUGUAUAAAAACUACUUUAAGAAGGCAAUCAUAUCUUAAAUCAUCACAAACAAUAAAUUUGAACAAUAGUUAAUAGUCUUAGACCUAAUUAGUUAAACUGGAUAAGAAGGAGGGGCUAUAUUUAAUUCAAAUGGAGAAUAUGUAGGUAUGAUUCUCUAAAAUGUCUAAAUUGGUUAGGCUUAUAAUCGCUAUUUCACAUUUUGUCUGAAUUGGAAAGUUAUAAAUUCUAUUUUCUAAUCAAAUUUCAAUUUACUGUCAAUACAAUAAUUAUUUUUAUAAUCAUAACUAAUUGAUUAAAUGUUUUUGGCAUCAAAUUUUGUUCAAUCUGAUUUUGGUCAAAUAGGCAGUGCAGUUAUUAUUAAUGACAAGAUGAAUCAAAAAAGCUAUAUACUAACGGCUUCCAAUUUCCUUAUUAAUAAUGGAAAAGGCUCGAAAAUCUUAGUAGGUUUGAAUUAAAUUAAAGGUAUACUUUUGGAGGACUUUAAAAAAUCUUAUAAUAUUACUUUAGCAAAAUGUGGAGAAUAUUUAUAAAGUAGUUUAUUUAUAGAAGACUUUAUAAAUUAUAAGGAAUUAGAAGUUGGAUAACCUGUUUAUUUGAUUUGUUAUUAAGAGGGAGUAUUUUAAAAUCAGCCAUAUAUUUCAAGAGGGCGAAUAUUGAAAUUAAUUAAGAAUGAGAUAGAUGAAAAUUCUACCAUCAUAACUAAUUGCUAUCUCAAGAACUGUUUAAAUGGAGGGGGAUUGUUUUCAGAGUAAGGAAAACUAAUUGGAUUAUUAUCAAAUGUUGUAAAUUAUAUGAGUGAAGGAAUCUUUUGUGGGUUAACUAUUUUCACACCAAUUCUAUUAUUUGAUUAAUUAUUCAAAGAUUUAUAUUACUAAAAAUAAAUUACAGAGUUUACAUUAUAAAAGUUAAGAAUGAUUUAAUAGUUGAGCAACCAUUCUCCUUAUGUAUAAAGUUAAUAUGGUUAACAGAACCCUAAGUUAUGA